GGGGGAGUUAAACCGAACCAGGCUCUGUAUUCCCAAACUUACCCCCAACUGAAAUUCAAAUUUUCAAUGAACUGCCACUCGGCCAAAGCGCUUGUCUUUCUCACCAAUUCAGAGAAGACAAAGUAACCAAAUGCUUCACCAUCCAAAACCCAUCUCAGUCUACGUUUCAAGACUCAUCCUCGGCCUGCGAUUUUUUCAUUCUAAGCCUAGUCGUCGGAGUCGCUACAACUUCAGAGACGACGAUGACAAUAUCCGAAAGAGAAAAGAAAAUCAAGAAGGUCGCAUACAUCUGUUGAAAAGCAGGGGUCAACACAUUCUCACCAACCCACGAGUUCUCGACUCCAUCGUACGAAAAUCUGAUAUAAAAUCGACCGAUACGGUGCUUGAAAUCGGACCCGGCACAGGAAAUCUCACUCUCAAGCUCCUCGAAGCUGCCCAGAAGGUCGUAGCGGUCGAAAUUGACAAGCGAAUGGUGGAGAUUCUCCACAGUCGCGUUGCAGAGAAUGGGUUUGGGGACCGACUUACUGUUAUAUGCGGUGAUGCGUUGAAAACAGAAUUUCCAAGGUUUGAUGUUGUUGUGGCCAACAUUCCUUAUGGAAUAUCUUCGCCUCUGGUGGCUAAGUUGGUGUUUGGGUCGAACCCAUUUCGGAGCGCAACGCUUCUCCUUCAGAAAGAGUUUGCAAGAAGGCUAUUGGCUAAUCCUGGAGACUCCGAGUUCAACCGUUUAGCUGUAAAUGUGAAGCUUGUCGCUGAUGUGAAAUUUAUUAUGGAUGUAAGCAAGAGAGACUUUGUACCCAUUCCAAAAGUUGAUUCGUCUGUCGUUAAAAUCUGGCCUAAAGCUGAAAUUCCUGAUGUGAAUCUUCACGAGUGGUGGGCUUUCACAAGAACAUGCUUUAGUAAGAAGAAUAAAACAUUACGUGCGACGUUUAAGCAGAAGAGGAAGGUGAUGGAGCUGUAUAAAUUGUGUGGAACAACUGGCUCUAAUGAAGAUAAUAUCAUCAAUUGUUACAGUGAAGACUGUAGUGAUGAUGAAGGGGAAGAAGACGAAGAAGGUGGAAGUGAUGGAGGGGACUGUUCUUUUUCUUGCUCGGGAACGGAGAUGAAUUUGUUUAAGGAGAAAAUUGUUGAUGUUCUAAGGUCCAGUGGUUUUGAAGAUAAGAGGCCUUCAAAGCUAUGUAAUGAGGAGUUGCUGCUUUUGCUUUCUUCAUUCAAUCAAGCUGGAAUAUGGUUUCAUGAUCACGCAAAGCUGAGGGACACAAGCAAUGCAACAUUGGCUGCUUCUUGCAGUCCAUAGAAAUACUAUAUGUUUGCAUAAUUUUUGUCCAAAAGCUGAAAUCAUGGUUCAGCCCCACCUUGUCAGUCAAAAUGAAAGAAUUUAUCUAUCUCAUUUUGAUUCUUAUAGCCUGGUUCAUAGAAGUAAAAUCAGUCUUAUUAUGUCCAAGUGUGCGUGUGUUUGCCACCAACAUUGUCAAAAUUCUAGUCAAUUUGCAAUUCCAGCUGCAGUAGUCUCUAAAAGUCACGUCCCCUCGAUCUAGAUCGACAUUUUGAACCAACACUACUAGAAUUAUACCACCACUUCCUAUAAACAAACUCAAAAUCGGUUUUGUUCUCUUUAUAUCAGUAAUUUUGAUCUUUGUAAACAUUUUAUCGUUAUCUUUCCUAUUUAUAUUAUUGAUCCUUACCUCAA
Camellia sinensis is the source of this 1687-nucleotide messenger RNA. RefSeq names its product Ribosomal RNA adenine dimethylase family protein (gene DIM1B). The record is from RefSeq and is a predicted model, not a curated record. Gene Ontology annotation, molecular function: rRNA (adenine-N6,N6-)-dimethyltransferase activity. Gene Ontology annotation, biological process: rRNA methylation. Gene Ontology annotation, cellular component: mitochondrion. NCBI's taxonomy places the organism in Eukaryota, Viridiplantae, Streptophyta, Magnoliopsida, Ericales, Theaceae.